AUGCUCUAUCGUCGAAGAACAAUCCAGGCAUUUCUUUAUGCUUGUGUUGUUUGUACAAUCUUUUCUAUCCUUUAUUACUCUUAUCAAGCAUGGCAUUACACUUAUGGUACAAAGGGCCCCGCUUCUACUUGGGAAUGCAUCGGCAAUGGUCGUGAUCGCCAAUGUGUCGUCAAGAACUUUUGCGUUGACAAGGAAACAGGUGGAUUUGCAAUCGCCAGCUCGUAUGCCCAUCGACGACGACUACGCAGCGACUUGUCAGUCAACUUGAUCAAUGCCGAUCCUGACACCGAUUUCUACUACGAACCCAAAGCCAAGUGGCAGCAUGAUGUGGCUGACAUCGCCUUCAAGAAUGAAACGCUCUUUGUCUACGGUCUAUAUACACCAAUGCACUUUUCCCACAUGCUGUUCAACGGCUUAAUACCUCUUUAUCGCAACAUUCGUAAGCAUGUCGAUGAUACCAGCAAUGUAUGGACCUAUCGAGCCCACGUAGCAGAGUCAGCAUCUUUUAUUGGAUCACCCUUAAUGACGACCGAUUUCUUUACCACUGGACGUGACCUUGUACGAGACGAGCAUGAAUUGACAAGUCCACAGCAAAUGUUAUUGCCUGAAGAACCCAUUUGUUUCCAAGAAGCUGUUAUUGGGACCCGUGUAUCAUGUUCAUUAUCACUCUAUUGCGAACAACCUAUCGAAUCGGACAUAUAUGCGGCAUUUCGAGAAGCGACAUUGAAUUAUUAUGUCAAAGAGGAUCAUUGGAAGCAACACAACAAAGAAAGCUCGCUUCAUGGCACCGAUCGUGACGAUCAAGCUUGUGUGGAAACGAUGCGUGAAUUCAAGACAGCUGUUACAUCCAACAAACCCACGCGUGUGAUUGGAGUCAUCAAUCGUGGUGGUUCACGUCAUAUCACCAACUUGCAACAAGUCAUGGAUGCUAUCAUUGAUUCAGCCACCGAGAGGAACUAUGUACUUCGCGUGUUGGAUUUCGACAAGGGAUGUUCACUUGCUAGUACAGCCUACGUGAUGAAGGAUGUGGAUCUAUUGUUGACACCCCAUGGAUCUCAACAAGGUGGUGCUGUGUUUAUGAAGAACAACUCGGUUGUGAUUAGCAUCAAUGCACGCGGGUAUUCGGAAAAUUGGUUUGCUUUUCCCUUAACAGCCAUGGGACGUCGCUUCUAUAAUUUUGAGUGUCAAUCAUCGAUUUGUGUGGAUAAGGAUUUGGAAAGAGCCCAACGGACGCUUGCUAUGUAUGAGAUCCCGAUACCACCAGAAAAUGUACUUGACGAUUGCCUGGCUUGGGAAAACGAUCGAUCACCUGAUGGAUGUCUUGGCGCAUACUUUGACAAGAUGCAUAUCGAGCAUAAUUCGGAUCAGCUGCAGUUUGCUAUUGGCCAGUAUCACAAGGACGCACCUCGUAAAAUCGAUGUCACUCGCUUUAUGGCCUUUUUUGAAAAGACGAUCAAGGAAAUGGAUGACUUUGAAACCAUGUCUUAUCGACAAAUCUGUGAUCUCGAGAAAUGCUGCGGCUAUAGCUGCGAUGAUGUAUUGGGACCUGUGGUCUAUGGAUCGGCUUUGGAGGGUCGUUUGUUGGCAUGGCCUCAAGAUGGUAUCGGCUCGCUUCAUCAUAGCUGGCAAGAGUAG
Molecule: messenger RNA, 1635 nt
Organism: Lichtheimia ornata
Lineage: Eukaryota; Fungi; Mucoromycota; Mucoromycetes; Mucorales; Lichtheimiaceae
Exons: 4
Coding region: 1-1635 (544 amino acids)
Molecular function (GO): glycosyltransferase activity
Source: RefSeq, a predicted model, not a curated record